This is a messenger RNA of Zymoseptoria tritici IPO323, 1506 nucleotides long. RefSeq names its product MFS putative major facilitator superfamily transporter. Gene Ontology annotation, biological process: carbohydrate transport; transmembrane transport. The transcript has 11 exons. Gene Ontology annotation, cellular component: membrane. Gene Ontology annotation, molecular function: carbohydrate:proton symporter activity. The record is from RefSeq and is a predicted model, not a curated record. Lineage: Eukaryota; Fungi; Ascomycota; Dothideomycetes; Mycosphaerellales; Mycosphaerellaceae. The coding region runs from base 1 to 1506 and encodes 501 amino acids.
AUGGCCCUCCCACCAAAAUGGUAUCAGUUCCUAGUCAGCGUCUUCGCCUCGUUAGGCUCGCUAUUGUACGGCUAUGAUCUCGGUGUCAUUGCUGGAGCUGUUGACUCCGAGAACUUCAAGUCCACAUUCCAACCGACGAAAGCAGAAGUAGGGGCAGUAGUAUCCGUCUUCACCGGAGGAGCCUUCUUCGGAGCCAUGUUCGCAGGACCUUGUGGAGACUUUCUCGGUCGUAAGAAGACUAUUCUCCUUGGUGCGGUGAUCUUCCUUCUAGGCGGUGCUUUGCAGACAGGAGCUCAGGCGUUGAGCUAUUUGUAUGCUGGACGUGCGAUCGCUGGAAUCGGUGUUGGCUUCCUUGUCAUGAUCGUUCCUCUGUAUCAAGCUGAGUUGGCGCAUCCGGACAUUCGAGGGCGAGUCACCGCGUUGCAGCAGUUUAUGCUCGGAGUGGGCGCUUUGGUCGCCAGUUGGGUAUCGUAUGCAACAUAUACGUAUAUUCCCGCCUCGAGCAGCAAUCAAUGGCGUGUGAGUCUUGGGAUCCAGAUCAUCCCGGCUGGAUUCCUCGCUCUACUCAUCAUGUUCUUCCCCGAAUCGCCUCGCUGGCUCAUCGACCACGGCAAGGCCGACGAAGGCCUUCGAACACUUGCAAAGCUCCAUGCUCACGGAGAUGAGAACGACACCUGGGUGAGAUCUCAAUUCAAUCAGAUCCAGGACAUGAUAACCUUCGAACAUGAACAUGAAGCCAAGUCGUACACGGAGCUGUUCACCAACAAAUCGUCGUUCCGUCGAUUGUUCCUUGCCUGCUCGAUCCAGGCCUCCGUGCAGAUGACUGGCGUGUCCGCAAUCCAGUAUUACUCCCCUGAGAUCUUCCGUCAGAUUGGUAUACCCGGCUCGAAAACACUCCAAUAUCAAGGUAUAUCCUCAAUCAUCGCCCUGAUCGCCCAGUUCUGCUGUAUCCUCUUCAUCGACUGGACCGGGCGACGAUGGGCGAUGAUCGGAGGGAACCUUGGAAACUGCUUGACGUUCAUCAUCGCCACCAUCUUGCUGGCUCAGUUCCCUCCUGGAGCUUCAAACAAUCAGGCUGCGUCGUGGGGGUUCAUCGUCGUUACUUGGGCUUAUAACUUCAGCUUCUCAGCUACCAACGGCCCUCUAUCCUGGAUCGUGCCGGCGGAGAUAUUCGAUACUAGGACUCGAUCGAAGGGAGUCUCAAUCGCAACCAUGACCAGCUUCGCAUUCAACACGAUGAUCGGCCAGGUCACACCCAUCGCGCUCGAGAGCAUCGGAUAUAAGUUUUACAUCGUGUUCGUGGUGUGCAACUUCACCAAUGCUCUGUUUUUCUGGGCCAUUCAGCCAGAGACUGCGAAGCGCCCACUCGAAGAGAUGAACUAUUUGUUCACAAACGCCCCGAUCUUUAUCCCAACAAUGGACACACGCGAGUUCAAUCGUCUCGAUCUCGAGAACCGCGUGAUGGAAGCAGAGUACAAGCAGCAUGCUGCUGGCCAUGAGGAGUAG